CUUCUUCUGUUUCCCUCCCAAGGGGAACGAGGCCCAGUCGGGAGCCCAGGACUUCAGGGCUUCCCAGGCAUCACCCCCCCUUCCAACGUGUCUGGCUUCCCCGGUGACAAAGGGGCACCGGGCAUAUUUGGCUUGGAAGGUUAUCGAGGUCCCCCCGGGCCGCCUGGGCCUGCCGCUCUUCCUGGAGGCAAAGGAGAUGUGGGGAACCCAGGAGCUCCAGGAAACCCCGGGACCAAAGGAUGGGGCGGGGACCCUGGGCCCCAAGGCCAGCCCGGCGUGUUCGGUCUCCCGGGAGAGAAAGGGCCCAGAGGGGAGCCAGGAUUCAUGGGAAACACAGGCGCCACCGGGAGUGUGGGCGACCGAGGCCCCAAGGGACCCAAGGGAGACCGAGGACUCCCAGGUGCCCCCGGUUCCAUGGGAUCCCCUGGGAUUGCAGGAAUCCCCCAGAAGAUUGCCAUCCAGCCGGGGCCAGUGGGUCCGCAGGGAAGGAGAGGCCCCCCGGGGGCACAGGGAGAGAUGGGGCCCCAGGGCCCCCCAGGAGAACCAGGUUUCCGCGGAGCUCCCGGGAAGGCAGGGCCCCAGGGCAGAGGUGGUGUGUCUGCUAUUCCUGGAUUCCGAGGAGACCAGGGGCCCACGGGACACCAGGGGCCGGUGGGCCAGGAAGGGGAGCCGGGCCGCCCAGGGUCCCCCGGCCUGCCGGGCAUGCCCGGCCGCAGCGUCAGCAUCGGCUACUUGCUGGUGAAGCACAGUCAGACGGACCAGGAGCCCAUGUGCCCCGUGGGCAUGAACAAGCUCUGGAGCGGGUACAGCCUGCUGUACUUUGAAGGCCAGGAGAAAGCCCACAACCAGGACCUGGGGCUGGCGGGCUCCUGCCUGGCUCGGUUCAGCACCAUGCCCUUCCUAUACUGCAACCCCGGGGACGUGUGCUACUACGCUAGUCGGAACGACAAGUCCUACUGGCUGUCCACCACCGCCCCGCUGCCCAUGAUGCCCGUGGCCGAGGACGACAUCAGGCCCUACAUCAGUCGCUGCUCUGUGUGCGAGGCCCCAGCCGUCGCCAUCGCUGUGCACAGCCAAGAUGUCUCCAUCCCCCACUGCCCAGCUGGAUGGCGGAGUCUGUGGAUUGGAUACUCCUUCCUCAUGCACACAGCCGCCGGUGACGAGGGCGGCGGCCAGUCGCUGGUGUCGCCGGGCAGCUGCCUGGAGGACUUCCGCGCCACGCCCUUCAUCGAGUGCAACGGGGGCCGCGGGACCUGCCACUACUAUGCCAACAAGUACAGCUUCUGGCUCACCACCAUCCCCGAGCGGAGCUUCCAGGGCUCACCGUCCGCCGACACGCUCAAGGCGGGGCUCAUCCGGACGCACAUCAGCCGCUGCCAGGUGUGCAUGAAGAACCUGUGAGGGGCCGGGCGCGCUUCUCUCCGGGGCCACGCGCAGCCCGGGGGCCACUUUGGUGCUUGCUCUUAACUCGUUACCUCAGAGGACGCCCCCAGACGGAUCUUGUUCUUUUCUUUAAAAACCCAACGGGAGGGCUUCCGAAGGAAUUCGGCACCGGUGCUUCUACCAAGUAGCCCCUUGCAGCGCGCAGGUGCCGGCCCCCCUCCCCGCCGUGGGGGGCCGGCCCCUGCCCAGCACCCGUGUCCAGCCAUACAUCGCGUGCUAGGCGUCGCCACCUUCUUCAUCUGCUUCCGAGCGCCCCGCCACCGACCCGCAUACUGGACCCACUUAACAGGGUGGUGCAGACAAAGGAAGCCUGAACUCCCUGCUGCGGUCCCCACGGCCGGUCUCCGGCCACUCUGCGGGCAGCUCUGUUUUCUCCCAAAGACCACCGAUGUGACUUUGAAUCCCCUCAGGAAGGCCAGGGGUGCCUUUUGUGUUAAAAGCCUUAGAUCGUCCGCACGAGCUCCCCUCCCCCCACGUCCUUACAGACCACCGGAAGCGGAGACCUUCUCAGCACCUGAUGUCAGCCACGCCACCGGCCGGCGCACUCGAGAAUCCUCGGCCCCAGGUGGCCCCGGGGAUUGACCCUCUGUCCUUGGUGACUUGUAUGCCUAUGACUUAAUCUAACCUCUGUAACGACCACAGAAUAAAAGUUGGUUUUGAGCUUUUUAUA
Messenger RNA from Leptonychotes weddellii (Weddell seal), 2113 nucleotides. The record is from RefSeq and is a predicted model, not a curated record. NCBI's taxonomy places the organism in Eukaryota, Metazoa, Chordata, Mammalia, Carnivora, Phocidae.